AGACUACCUCCAAAUUUAUUGUUCCUCCCUCUGGUUAUCCCCCAGAUCAUCCUGUGUCUCGGUCUUUGAACAAGAAAUACUGUCAUUCGAAUUCUAAACCUCUUGACUCUGAUGAACUUAAUGUUAAGACUCCACUUUCUGAUUCUAAUAAUCAUGUUGAGAAGUCUGUUUCAUUUGGUGUGCAAGCUCCUGCUUCAAAUGAUAUUAUAAUGCUUGAUGCUGAGAAUAGAUGUGUUCCAGAUUCUGUUUCACCAUCUCCCAGGCCUUCUUUAUCCCGUUUAGCUUCUCUUAAGAAGAAAAGUGGCAAAGAAAAUGUGCCCCCCGAUUCAGCUAAUAUGGAUCAAGUUAUAAUGCAAACAUUGGACUUCACUCCUCAUAGCUCUGAUAGAAUUGAUUCCAGGCUGCCUAAACCUAGAUCAAUUCUUAAAUCCCAAGCUUGGCACUCUAAGUCCUGUUCUCAGAAGAGGUCUUCUCCCGAUGUUCAAAUUCUUGGUGAACCAUCUCUAGAAGAGAAUGUGCUGAAUAUGUCCAGAAAAGCAGAACAAUUGUAUAAUUCUAAUUUACAAGUGUCUGCUAAAACUCCUAAUCCAGUGACUGCUGUUGGAAUUUGUGCUUCUGCUCAUCAUUUUGAUUUUACCUCUCAAUCUCAACCAUUCAAGAUCAGAGAUUCAUCUACUGGUGGGAAACAGCCAUUGCAUGGUCCCAGACGUUUAGCAUUUCCUGGUCCUGUUCUUCGUGGUGAUUUUGUUACUAACAAUAAGAGGUUUGCUGUUACUAAAUCUGAAAUUCAAAACUACAAAGUUAUUUGUAAGCUUGCUUCGUCCAAGUUUCAAAGUGAGGAUGCUGUGAAUCUGUUUGGUGUUCGCUGUACCUUUUGGUGUCUUGGUGAAUCACUAAAACCUGGUGGGCAAGUCAAGAGUUUUAUUGUCUCUGCAUUCUGCUUUAGUUUGUUCCAAAAACCAAAUGGUCAUCCUGAUACAUCAAAGAGACACUAUUUUUUCCCCAACAUUGGUGAGAAUUUGUUAAAAGAUAUUGAUGAUGCUGAUCAAGAUAUUUUGGGGCGUGCUUUUAUAAAGUCAUCUAAAGCAAGACCCUUGAAGCAUUCUAAUUUGCUCGUUUUUCCUACAUGCUUUGAGGAUCAUUGGUUUGUUUUUAUCGUUGAUAUUAAGGAUAAGAAAUAUGUCAUGCUUGACUCUUAUUAUAAGGAAACUGAUGAAUUUCAAGAAAUCGUUCGUGAAAGAAUGGUUAGUUCUUUUACUUAA
Molecule: messenger RNA, 1262 nt
Organism: Panicum virgatum (switchgrass)
Lineage: Eukaryota; Viridiplantae; Streptophyta; Magnoliopsida; Poales; Poaceae
Exons: 8
Coding region: 210-1262 (350 amino acids)
Source: RefSeq, a predicted model, not a curated record